GUAAGGCUACCUGACAACUUCCUCGUCGUACUUCAGGCUACAGACGUGUGUAAUAUGUAGCCCGGCGCUGCACAUGUCAGUGCAGCGCAUGUGUGCAUCACGUAGUUAAGUAAGAUAAUCUGUACUCAAUAUGUAAUUGCUGGAUUCAUUCUACAACGACAUUUCCUUUGCAUUUGUAAGAUGUUGUAGUGGAUUUACGAUACUUCUGUGUUAUUACAUAUGAACUGAAUUGACCUCGAUGGUACUAACCAGGCAAUAUACCCGGCGUUUUAAUCUGUAAAUAGGACGGUGACCGAUCCCGGCGUAUUUACUGUUUAUGUAGGACUCGGCUAUCCAUACAGGCCUUAUGUAGGCGACGGACUAACGCAACCUUAUAGCUACAUCUGUUAGACACUGGUGCCAAGCAAGGUGACAUUUGAUUAGCUCACGAGAUCAGGCGGUCACGUGAUUGGUCAGAUUGUUGAUGGGCAAUUGAUCAGACGUGCAUCGAGGAAUCAUUCGUUGGUUACAGAUAAAUAACACACACUACUACAAGCUGUACGACGUCGACGGUAUCGACCCUCUGACCGAGUUGUAACUGUUUAUGUGGUAGGCUAGAAUUAUCAUAUGUUUUGGUCUACUUUUAAAUUCUUAUCUCGGUAACGUCACGUGAUUGUCCGUAUGCGCUUGUGGUGGGACUUAUUGAUAUAUUCCCUCAUACUGGAGCGUAAAUGUGGUAGAUUAUCCGUUGAUCGCAACCGUCGUUCUUUUCUUUUACUGAUUGAACACACGCGCACGUGCCUAACGUCAUAAUGACGUCAUUUACAGGACUAGGUUGUAUGUCGGGGUCAUCCCUUGAUGGACUGGAUUUAUGUCACGUGGAGUUCACCGGGGAUAUUGAGACAGAUAUUUGGGGGUACCACAUCCUGGAUGCUUCCACGGUAUCCUACAGUCCGGAACUAACCGAGCGUCUCAGGAACGCCGCCAAACUGUCAGGGGAGGAGCUUAUCAAACUGCACAUGGAGUACGGGCACUAUCUUGGCGCGACCAUCAAAGACUUCCUUGGAAACAAACACGUAGACUUUAUAGCUUCCCAUGGUCAUACAGUAUUCCACCAACCUCACCUAGGAUACACGUUCCAGCUUGGAGACGGGGAGACAACUUCCACCUACCUUAACAGUCCAUUCGUGUGCAACUUUCGGAAUAAGGAUAUUGCUCUUGGAGGACAAGGCGCGCCUUUGGUUCCUAAUGGGGAGAAAUUCCUGUUCAGUGCCAACGAUAUUUGUAUUAAUCUCGGGGGUAUCGCUAACAUAGGCCUAAAGGGCCAGCGAGGGUAUGACGUCUGUCCGUGUAACUAUGUCCUAAACAAGCUAGCCAGAAUGCUUGACCCUUCACUUUACCAGGACACAGACGGAAAUAUAGCCUCCAAAGGGCUUGUUAUUCCUGGGGUACUAGACCGUUUGGAAUCUCUGGCGUUCUACAGCAAGGAACCACCGAAAUCACUGGGGGCAGAGUGGAUAGAGAACCACAUCGACCCCAUUCUAGACCAAAGUCUGUAUUCCAUUCCUGAUCUCAUGAGGACGUUUGUUGAACACGUCGUUAGGAGACUGAAGGACGCAUGCGUACAGACCUCACCCAAACUGUCGUCUGAUGUCGUGGUUACCCUGGUAACCGGAGGGGGGGCAUUCAACAAAUACCUUAUGAAUGAGUUCAGGGAGAAAUUACGUGGGACAAAAAUAGAAUUGGAAAAGGUUGAUGAUGAGACUAUUUGUUUCAAAGAAGCAUUGAUUUUUGCCUUUCUUGGUCUACGUUGUAUUCUUGGGGAGGAAAAUGUAUUCAGUUGUGUAACCGGAAGUCGAUGUGACUCGGUUUCCGGAAGUAUCCACAGACCGUUGUCAUCAGAUGGCGUACCAGCAAAGUUUAAACAAUGUUAUUUUGAGUUCAAAAGAUCUUCGCCACACAAUACGACCAUGUGAUUUAGACAUGUCUGUAAAAGGUUUAUUAUUCAGAACCACAAUUAGAUAGAGCUUUACCAGUAAUCCAAAUAUUGUAGCUUCCGUUUGAUAGUGAUAUAAUUAUAAAGUUGUUUUUCUGUUGACGUUCAUUAAAGUAGUUUGAUUGGCUACAUAUAUGCUAGUCUUUAUAUCUCGUUGUUGAUCAUUAAAAUGUUUGUUUCCGC
Mizuhopecten yessoensis (Yesso scallop) is the source of this 2158-nucleotide messenger RNA. Its product is annotated as anhydro-N-acetylmuramic acid kinase-like. Gene Ontology annotation, biological process: peptidoglycan turnover; amino sugar metabolic process. Gene Ontology annotation, molecular function: ATP binding; phosphotransferase activity, alcohol group as acceptor. The coding region runs from base 792 to 1955 and encodes 387 amino acids. Lineage: Eukaryota; Metazoa; Mollusca; Bivalvia; Pectinida; Pectinidae. The transcript has 2 exons. The record is from RefSeq and is a predicted model, not a curated record.